AUUGAGGCUUGAUUUUAGAAGGAGUCACUGUCAACCCAUGGAUCAGAGGCUCAAAUGACACCUCUAUACAUAGGAAUGUAAUGCAAAUGUCAAUUGGAGUGGUUCGUGCGAAAGAGUGUUAAUGGCCGUCGCAAUCCAGAAACUCAAAAUCCCUUCUAUUUUCUCUGUAAUCGCCAAACUCUCAUAUUCGAGAUCACCCCAUAACAAUCUUCAUUAUGAUUCUUCUGUGGCCGACAACCUCGUCUCCGUCUUCACCCAACAACCCAACGCCGCCGGGCCCGAACUCAACCUCUUCGCUCCCAUCCUCACGCCUCCCCUUGUCGAGUCCGUUCUCACGCGCCUCCCCACUUGGAAACUCGCCCUCUCCUUCUUCCAGUGGGCCUCCGAUCAACACCAGUAUGGCUACCGCCAUAAUUGUUACACCUACAAUACCAUCGCCUCUAUCUUCUCCCGCUCCCGCCAAACCACCCAUCUCAAAACGGUCGUCAAACAGCUCGUGGAGUCCGCUCCUUGUUCCUUCACGCCCGGUGCCUUGGGCUUCCUCAUUCGGUGUUUGGGCGAAGUGGGCCUUGCGCAGGAGGCCCACCACCUGUUCGAUGAAAUGCGGGUGAAGGGUCUUUGCGUUCCCAAUGUUUACUGCUACAACUGCUUGUUGGAGGCUCUGUCCAAGGCCGGGGAGGUUGAUUUGGUGGAGGCUAGGUUGGAGGAGAUGAAGGGGUUUGGAUGGGAAUUUGAUAAGUUCACGCUGACGCCUGUCGUGCAAGCUUAUUGCAAAGCUCGCAGGUUUGAUCAGGCUCUGAGGGUUUAUGAUGGGAUGAAGGAAAAGGGUUUGAUUGAUGCGCGUGUUUGCUCUGUGCUGGCAUUGUCGUUUUCCAAGUGGGGGGAUGUGGAUAAAGCGUUUGAGUUGGUGGAGAGGAUGGAUGGACAGGGGGUGAGGCUAAGUGAGAAGACUUUCUCUGUUUUGAUUCAUGGGUUUGUCAAGGAGGAUCGGGUUGAUAGGGCCCUUCAGUUGUUUGAGAAAAUGUGUCGGGUUGGCUUCACUCCUCCUGUUUCAUUAUUUGAUGUUCUCAUUGGAGGACUGUGUAAGAGUAAUGAUGCUCAGAGAGCUCUGAGCUUGCUUUCGGAGAUGAAGCAGUUUGUGGUUGCCCCAGAUAUUGGAAUCUUUACGAAGUUGAUAUCGGCUUUUCCAGACAGAAGUGUGAUUACCAAGUUGCUGGAAGAGGUUCUGGAAGAUAAAGAGGAGAAAAUUCUCGUUUUGAUUUACAAUGCUGUUUUGACUUGUUAUGUUAAUGAGGGACAGGUGGAUGAAGCCUGCCGCCUUCUUCAGAUGAUGAUUCAGAGCAAAUUCACUGAUGUCGAGAUGGAUGAUUUCUUCAAGGACAAGAGAUUGGUUUUCCCAAAUGCCGCUUCCUUUAGCAUCGUGAUUGAUGGCUUACUCACAAAUGGUCAGUUGGACCUCGCUCUAAGUCUUUUCAAUGACCUUAAACAAUUUGUUGGUAGGCCAAGCGUUUUGAUUUACAACAAUCUGAUCAAUGGUCUCUGCGAUUCUGAUAGAUUGGACGAGAGCCGUGAGCUGUUGAGAGACAUGAAAGAAUCAGAAAUUGAACCAACUCAUUUCACUUACAACUCAAUUUAUGGAUGCCUGUGUAAAAGAAAAGAUGUCGUAGGAGCUAUCGAUAUGUUGAAAGUGAUGCGUGCUUGUGGGCAUGAACCGUGGAUAAAAAAUUCCACCCUUCUUGUGAAAGAACUGUGUGAUCGUGGCCGGGCUGUAGAAGCAUGCGAUUUUCUUGACAGCAUGGUUCAGCUAGGUUUCCUUCCUGACAUAGUUUCCUAUUCUGCAGCAAUGGGGGGUUUGAUCAAGAUUCAAGAAGUGGACCGAGCAUUGAACUUGCUCAGGGAUUUGUGUUCUCGUGGCCAUUGUCCUGAUGUGGUGGCUUUUAAUAUAGUGAUCAGAGGGCUCUGCAAGGUCAACCGAGUUGCAGAAGCUGAAAAAUUGUUGGAUGAGAUUUUUGUAAAGGGCCUCUGUCCCUCAGUUGUGACUUACAGUCUGCUUAUAGAUAGUUGGUGCAAAAGUGGUUCUGUUGAUAGGGCGAUGUCUCUUCUGUCGAAAAUGUCUGAAGAAGACAGGGAGCCCAAUGUCGUCACUUACUCAACUUUGGUGGAUGGGUUUUGCAGAGAAGAAAGGCCUGAUGAUGCACUCUUGGUUUGGAAAGAGAUGGAAAGAAAAGGUUGUUCUCCUAAUCGAGUUGCUUUUAUGGCACUUAUUUAUGGUCUUUGCAUUUGCAAGAGGCCAUCUGCUGCACUCCAUUAUUUACGCGAGAUGGAACAGAAAGAAAUGAAGCCCGACUCGUUCAUUUAUAUUGCAUUGCUCAGUGCUUUUCUGUCUGAUAUGGACUUGGCCUCUGCAUUUGAGAUUUUUAAGGAGAUGGUUUAUUCAGGAUUUUUCCCAGAAUCCCAUGAUAAAAGUUACCCCGUUGUGAUGGAUGCAAUAGACAAAUUUUCCAAGGAUCACAGAACAUCCUCUGGUAUGAAAGUUUUAAGUGAAGAGGGCAAACUUCCUACGCAUUGCUUGAUAAACGUCGGAUUAUAAAGGUUAAUCAAAUUGUUUAUGCCACUGCCAAAGGAAUGUUACAUCGGACAAGUAAAAAUUGAAGCAUUUGAAAAGAAACAAAUGUACACAAAAAGAAAGGAAAAGAAGCUUUGAAGUCCAGUAGCAUCCAGAAGCACAUGGCCCAACACGCAAUGGGGGUGUCUAGGCUUGGAGCUGGAGGUGACGUCUAGCAAGAGGGAGCUCUCGGAUCCAGCAUUCCAGCUUGGAAGCACGGAGGUAAGCAAGUCCAGCUUGGGGGGAGAAUAAGCAGCUACCGAGAGAAGCCACCACUCUCUGGUUUUUGGGGGGUUUUUCGUCCAGGAGGAGAGUAGCCACCACCGAAAGGGAGAGUAGAGUUGGAGAGAUGGAAGGUUACGGGUGAGGGCUGGGGCACUAGCUGAAGCCGCCACUUACAUGUUUUUUUUAGAUGGAGCUUUCUUAAUGUUUUGAAGGGGGCCUGGAAUGGGAAGCACGGUUAUGUGCUCCAGCCGCCACAUUUACUGAGUUUUUUUUUCUCUUCCUGAACGUUUGGAUUUUGAGAGGAAAAAUUGUGAACAUUGUUACGGUUGAAUGAAAAGCAUCUACUUUAAUUUUAUAUUGCUGAUUUUACACAUUGCCAUUUUCAUUUGGUUCAUGCAUUUUCUUUAUUGAGGUUUUUAAUCUAUCCAUGAAAGAGUAACGUUGGUGUGCACGGUAUCCAGCAGAAGAAGCCUGCACCGUCCAUUCCAGAAAAACUCACGGUCUUGCUGCACAGAGGAAAAACAAUCCAGCUCUUCACGCUACAGCUCACUGCCACACAUGAAGAAGCAAGCAAAGAAUGCAGCUCCCAUCUAGCACAUCUGGCAGCAACGUCCAAAUCCAGCAAGCUUGAAGAGAAGAGUGUCACGGCCCUGGUCCAGUGUUGGAAACGGAAGAGAAGAUGGAAGCUUGUAUAGGAGUAGGAGUAGGGUAGAGGCUUCCUAGUUUUCGGCUCUGUGUAAUUUUUCCCCCUCCCCCUUGGGGAGGUUUGGGGUUUCUUUUCCAUUUCCAGUGAUCAAUAUGAUGUGAUGUUAGUAUAAUUUCUUGUUUUCUGUAAUGAA
Molecule: messenger RNA, 3669 nt
Organism: Vigna angularis (adzuki bean)
Lineage: Eukaryota; Viridiplantae; Streptophyta; Magnoliopsida; Fabales; Fabaceae
Product: putative pentatricopeptide repeat-containing protein At5g08310, mitochondrial
Exons: 2
Coding region: 122-2590 (822 amino acids)
Molecular function (GO): protein binding
Source: RefSeq, a predicted model, not a curated record